CGUCGCAAACGGGCGGAAAACGACGACAAGGCGACGGCUGAAAUAAACCACGAAACCGGGAGUUAUUUUCUACCGAAGCAGGGCAGAACAGUUAGCUACAUGAGUUCAUGGACUGCCUGUUGAUCAAUGGUUAUGGUAUUUGUAAGGCUGGUGUAGGUUUUCCCGGGUCGCUCAGCUCAAAGAUGGACGACAAAGCGGCGAGGGAAGAUGCCUGCCGAGAGUAUCAGUCCUCGCUGGAAGACCUGACGUUCAACAGCAAGCCGCACAUCAACAUGCUGACCAUCCUGGCCGAGGAAAACCUCAACUUCGCCAAGGAUAUCGUCGCAAUUAUUGAAGCGCAAAUAAGCAAGGCCCCAUCUGCCGAGAAGCUUCCAGUUUUGUACUUAGUGGAUUCCAUAGUGAAGAAUGUUGGAGGAGAGUACCUUGCAGUGUUUGCUAAAAACCUAAUCACUUCAUUUAUAUGUGUCUUUGAAAAGGUGGAUGAAAACACAAGAAAGAGUCUGUUCAAGUUGCGAUCGACAUGGGACGACGUGUUUCCUCUGAAGAAACUUUAUGCGCUGGAUGUCCGGGUCAACUCUGUGGACCCGGCCUGGCCUAUCAAGCCGCUGCCGCCCACUGUCAAUGCCAGCAUUCAUGUCAACCCCAAGUUUUUGAAACAGUCUGAGGAGACGCCCUCUGUGCAGUCUGCCCCAGCUCAGCAGUCACCACCGUCACCACCAGCAGCUCCUGCUCCCGCUCCCGCUCCCCAGCCAGUUCCUGCUGUCAGCCAGUCAAGCCUGACCCAGGAGCAGCUGAUCCGACAGCAGCUGCUGGCCAAACAGAAACAGCUUCUGGAGCUUCAGCAGAAGAAGAUUGAGCUUGAGUUGGAGCAGACCAAAGCACAGCUGGCUGGUGGAUUUGUGGUACCGACUUCAGUCUCGACUCCAGGAGCACAGAGCACAGCGUCAAAGCCCACCAGCCAAACUGCUCCUGUGGUCCGACCCUGGAUCCCUCCUCAGACAGACACUAAGCCGCCCACUAGAGACCCCCGUUUGAACCGCACUGGACCCCCAGCUACCGCCCAGCCCAAAGAACAACCGGUUGGGAAAAAAGACGGCCACAACACAACAGGAAGUCCUGCUCUGACACCUGAGAAACCCACCCGGCCAGACAAGGUCAGGACUCCAAAGAAAGAAGUGUUGGAGGAGAAACCCAAGACCAAGUCUCAGUCUCCAAUGGCCAAAAUCAUCCAUAGUAAAAACAAACAGGCUGAGCCUGAGAUUCUGAAGUCAGCUGAUGGCACGAAGAAGGAUCCGAGGCUGCGGAAACGUACGCAGGACAAGAGUGGAGAGGCCAAAGACGAUGAGAUGAAGGAGAAGAAACGAUGUACCGACAAGAAGGAGAGAGAGGAGGCUGCCCGGGGUGGAGAUCCUCAGAGGUUCAACAAGGGGAAGCUGGUGAAUGGUUCCGUGCCCAAACACGACCGUGAGGACUCUACAGAGAAGAUCAAGACAGGAGGCAAUGCCAGGACACAUGCCAGGAAACGCACCCGCUCGCGCUCCAGGUCUCGCUCCCCCACUGCCUCCCCGAAGAGGAAGGACAGGCGGUCCCCCAAGAGCAGAGCCAGGAGCAGCUCCUUAUCCCCUUCGCCGUCUCACAAACCUGGUAAACCCAGGAGGAUCCGCGCAGAUGAAACUGAACAUGGCAAGCCUGGCCGAGAGGACCGGCUCGGGCCCAAGAAGAAUCAACCAGAAAGCAGAAGGUCAAAAAGGCCGGCGGAGGACCGACACUCAGAGUCCAGAGACUCUCAUUCUCCACGGAGCCACGAUGGCGGCAGCAAGGAUGUCAAGGAUGCUCCUCACCGAUGGAGGAGCGGCUGGGAGGAGAACAAACAUCCGAAGCCACCAGAGGAGACUCAUGUGAAGCCCGGACCUCAGAGGCACAAACAGUACAGCACACCGGCUCGGCCCACCACCCCCCGAACCCAGAAGCAUCGACUCAGCGUGGAUGCCAACCUGCAGAUACCUGAAGUCCUCAACUCAGCAUCCAAGAAGGACUUACUCAGAAGAGCCAGUAAACGUCUGGAGAGCGGGGAGAUUUCCGAGGAGGACUUCCUAAACAUGGCACACCAGAUCAAACACUUCUUCCAGUAUCAGGAGGAGAAGCAGCGCACUGACGGCUGGGACGAUUCUGUCGACUUCACUGCCAAGAAACUGCUGACCACACCGCCCUCGGCUCAGUCACAUCCCCAUGAGAGCAUGGAUGCGGCACAGCUUUCAUACUAUGAACACAAAUCCAAACUGAGGAAGACACAAGUCACCCGCAGAGCCACUGGAGAAGAGUGGGAGGGUGAGGAGAGUCCGGAGGAAGGUGAGGAAGCAGGAAAGGGUGAGAAGACGGGCAGUGGCCGCAGCGCCGGACACCCGCCAUCACAUAAAUACAGCCGGGCGCCACGGGACAGGCAAGAUGAAAGGCGAAGUAAAGAGCGUGAAGAGGCACGGCCUCCUCUUGGUCCUAUGAUUGAGGAGUACAACCACGGCAAAGAGUUCCCCACUCUAAAGGCUCUACCAGGGCUUCGCUUCAGGAGGAGAGCCGACCCUAGAGAGCCCAGUGAGAGAGAGUGGAACUCGCCACUGACGGAGCGGCAGCGUUUUGACGAACGUGAGGAGCAGAAGAAGAGCGGCUACGACGCUCCGCGGAGGUAUGGCCCACCUGCCGACCCCCGACACCCUGACCCUCGGAGGCCUGAGGGACCCCCACCCUCUGGCACUGUGGUCCACAGGAACUGUCCGAGUCCAGCCAGUCUGGAUGCGCCAGCCCCCAGGUUUGAACGUGAGCGCCUGUCGCCUCUACACCAAAAAGACUCAGCAGAGAUGAGCCCCGUCCCUCGCUUUGAGAGCCCCAACAGUGAGCACUCUGAUGAUGGGCCCCUCAAUGUAGAUCCCCCCGCUCCUCACCCUCCCCCAAAAUCCAUUCUUAAGGUGCCAUCCCGAGGUGGGCCGCUGACCUCUGUCAGACAGCACAGUGACUCCCCGGGACACACUCCUCCUCACGAUGGAGGACACCCCCCGUCCAGGUAUGAUGGGCCCGGACACAUAGGCCCCUCUAGACCACACCCUCCAGGGUGGUAUGAAGGCAGUGGUGCAGGCCGUUAUGAUGACUCAUCGCGGUUUGAACCUGGGAGGUUCAAUGGUGGCGGACCACCUCAUCACAACAUGCCAGAGAGGUUUGAUGGACCUCCCAUGUCUCAUGGCCCAAUGAGAGGUGGGGAUAAUAUUGGGCGGUUUGACGGCCCGCCUCACCCUCAGGUCCCUGUGAGGUUUGAUGGUCCCAUUGGUCAACAGCCACCAGUGAGGUUUGAAGGACCAGGACAUGGACCAGGUCAUUUUGAGGGCCCUAUGCAGCGGUUUGACAGACCACAGCGCUUUGAGAACAACAUGGCUCCUGGUCCUGGAUCUGGACCAAUGGGCUUCCAGCAGCAGCGGCCCAUGCGUUUCGAUGGCCCUCCAAACCAGAUGGGCCCGAUGAGGUUUGAUGGCCCCGGUCCCAUUCGGUUUGAGGGGCCUGUUCAGCCAGGACCCAGGUUUGACAUACCUAACGUGCCUCACCAGGGUGGGCCCCCUCUCUACGAGUGUUCCCCUGGCCAACAGGGGCCCCUGAGGUUUGCUCCCCAACACAACCUUCAGCCCCCCAUGAGGCCGAUGGGCCCGCCCAUCUAUGAAAACCCCAUUGCACCUCAGCAGAACUUUAACAUGGCCCCCCAGCGCUUCCCAGAACCCAUGAACCCUCAGUUCCCCGCUGGGCCAAUGGUGUUCCCUGCUCAGCAGAACCUGCAGCCAGCAGGAAAUUUCAACAUGCAGCCAGCACCGCCAUUCAGCCAGCCGGGCCCCGCCCCAUUCUACAACCCCGCUGCCCCUGCUGUGGGCAUGCAGCCGCCGGUUAACAUCUUGGGAAACCUCAGCCAGCCCUUCCUGCCUCAGAACCCAGUGCCUUUUGGACAGCAGACUCCACAGGUUGCCACCGCAGAGAACCACUUCGGUCAGGUUGACGUCAAUGACCUGCUGUCCAAACUCAUCUCCAACGGCAUCAUCAAACCCUCGCAGCCCGACGCCGUGCCUGCCACCAGCACCGAACCUACUUCUACGCCUCCCAUAGCUGCCCCUGUGGUGGUGGUGGAGGAGGAGGAAGAGGAAGUGGAGGAGGUGGUGGAGGAUGAUGAUGAUGAUAUCCCAGACCUCACCAGCUUCACUGUCGAUGACAUGAAACAACGUUAUGAAAGUGUGGUGACCAAGCUGUACUCAGGGAACCAGUGCUGCCUGUGCAGCAUGAGAUUCACCGCCGCUCAGACCGACAUGUACGCCGACCACCUGGACUGGCACUUCAGACAGAACCACGCUGGCAAGGUCGCCAGCAAGAAGAUCACUCAUCGCCGCUGGUACUACGGCCUAACGGACUGGAUAGAGUUUGAGGAGAUCGCCGACCUUGAGGAGCGAGCGAAGAGUCAGUUCUUUGAAAAGGAGAAUGAAGAAGAGGAGAAGAAGAAGAGCCAGGCGGCCGCGAAGGAGAAGGAGUUCCAGAGUGUGAAAGCCACCAAGGACCAAGUGGGAGAGUCGUGUGAAAUCUGUCAGGAGACAUUUGAGACAUACUGGGUGGAGGAGGAGGAGGACUGGUUCCUGAAGGAUGCCAUCAGGGUCGACGACAAGAACUUCCAUCCCGCCUGUUUUGAGGAUUAUAGAAAUUCAUCGUACCUCGACGUCACGCCAUCUCCCAACAAGGUGCUUACUGAUCACCCGCUGAGCGGCUUCAUAAAGAGUGAAGAAGAAGAGGAGGGCACUUCCUCAUGUGCUGUUGCUGCUGCCGCUGCUGUUGCUGCUGCCUCCACCUCAGUCAAACAGGAAAUGGAUACUGAGGCGAGCGAGCUUCCUGAUGUGAAAAAAGAGGAGGAAGAGGAGGUUUUAACAGAAGAAGUGCAAUGUGAGGAAAACAAACAGUAACACAGUGCUGCUCUCAGCUUCACUUUUUCUUUGUUUUUUUAAAGGAAAAAGUGUUUUUAGCGUGCGGAGGCAGGGUCCUCCUCACCUACAAUAACUUCAAUACAUUUUUGUAUUUGGAUUCUGCACGACCAUUUCAGGUCUGAAACUGUUUAUUAUUAAAAGAAAUGCUUUGUUUCCUUUGGCUCAGAGAUGUAAAUGAUUUAAUUUAUAAAUUAAAGUAUUUUUUGGUAUCUCUGGUGUAACAGUGAUUGAAUCUAACAGCUGCUGUUUGCUGCCUGUUACAGUCUGUAAAUAGUUGAAUUGAUUGACGGGUAGUUGCAGGUGUUGAAUUGUUUCUGGCUGCGUUAAAGGUAAGCAUCGUCUGAUUGGACGACUGAAGACUCCACCUGCUCUUCAGGAAUCAUUUCUCCGGAGGAUCGAAGUCGUCUAUUUCUUUUUGCUUUUCUUUGGUCUUCAAUAAAAAAAGAGUCUGAAACUU
This is a messenger RNA of Centropristis striata (black sea bass), 5451 nucleotides long. It is a transcript of the gene pcf11, whose product is annotated as PCF11 cleavage and polyadenylation factor subunit. The transcript has 17 exons. Gene Ontology annotation, biological process: termination of RNA polymerase II transcription. Gene Ontology annotation, cellular component: mRNA cleavage factor complex; cytoplasm. Gene Ontology annotation, molecular function: RNA polymerase II complex binding; mRNA binding. NCBI's taxonomy places the organism in Eukaryota, Metazoa, Chordata, Actinopteri, Perciformes, Serranidae. Bases 108 to 4973 code for a protein of 1621 amino acids. The record is from RefSeq and is a predicted model, not a curated record.